Messenger RNA from Salvia miltiorrhiza (redroot sage), 3885 nucleotides. RefSeq lists its product as uncharacterized. The coding region runs from base 135 to 3722 and encodes 1195 amino acids. Lineage: Eukaryota; Viridiplantae; Streptophyta; Magnoliopsida; Lamiales; Lamiaceae. The record is from RefSeq and is a predicted model, not a curated record. The transcript has 5 exons.
AAAGAAGAGAUAUUGGAGUUAAUUUUAGGGGGAAAAAGAGAGAUAAAUGAGAGUCAGUUGGGCGUGGGUUUACGCAGCGAAGCCGUUAAACUUAAACCCUCCCCAAACUCCUCUCUCUCUCUCCCCUCCUGCAUAUGCUCAUGGAGUUUCCAAGCUCCAGAAUCUCAACCAAUCCUCAAGUUUCUCCAUUAAUUCCUUUCCUCACAUGGAAAGGGAGGAGAAGUCCUUCGACGCUAACCAUACCAAACUCCAAGAGGCAACAACCGCUUCCAAUAUAUGUAGUCCGCCCAAUUCCGUCGAGAAAUUUCCGGAUUUCAGCUCAUUUUGGCAGAGCUUCAAGCCGCCAGAAUUAUCUCAGGAAGAAACUCACCCAACAACAAAAGCAGCAGCAGGUGAGUGAAAACCUUGUUUAUGAAUUUGAUAAACUCCAUACAUAUGAGUCGAAUUUUGAAACCUUGAAUGUCGAGGGUGGUAGUAGUGUUAAUGACGAAGAUAGGAAGAAUGUUGUUGAUGAUAAUUUUAGUCAGAGUGAGGGUGUGAUAGAUUCCGAGAAGGAGUUAACUAAAAAGAAAAUAGGUGAAUCUAUCAUGUGGAACAAGUUGGAGGGUUGGGUUGAGCAGUAUAAGAAAGAUUCCCAAUUUUGGGGGAUUGGAACUGGUCCUAUAUUUUCCGUAUUUCAGGAUAGUGAAGGUAAAGUGGAAAGGGUAGUGGUGAAUGAAGACGAGAUUAUGAGGCGGAGUCGGAUUGAUCCUCAGUUGGAUAAUGAAACUGAGGUAUUGGCUGAAGUUGAUUUUAAGAUAUCUUUUGCAAAUGACUUGGCAAGAGAGAUGGAGAAUGGGAGCAACGUGAUUCCCAAGAAUAGUUCAGUUGCUAAGUUUCUGCGAUCAUCUGGUGCUGAGGAAUCACGUCUUGUGGGAUCAGUUCGCAGUGCCACAGCAGUGAAGCCAGUUUCAUUUCCAAGUAUGUCAAGAGUUGGAGCGUUAGUAUUAUGUGGCUUGUCUAUGAUUUGGGCAAUUAGGGGCCUCCUCACUGUUGGCGAUGAUAGUAGAGGUGAAUACACAGCGUUUGAGAAGGAGAUGCUGCGGAGAAAAAUGAAAGCUAGAAAGGAAGAGGAGAAGAAGUUGGUGAAAGGUAGUGUCGAAGUAAUGCAGGUGCCUAUAGAGCCUAAAGGCAUGUCGAUCAAGAGGCCUCAACUUGAUAAAGAAGAACUUGCUAGCAGCAUUAUUAAGGCGAAGGGAUCAAAUAAUCAACUGGACCAAACUUUCGAAAGUGAACUUGAAGGGAAAAUCAAAGAAAUCAGGGCAAUGGCAAGGCACGCACGAGAAACUGAGAGAAGAGAUGCUCUGCAAAAGUCCUCAAACCACAAUGCAACUUCAGAAAAUGAACUUCCUAGUGAGGAUGAGGUAUCUAUCACUGACACAGACGACGAUGAUAUUGAACUGUCGAUUAAUGCAGCUUCAGACCUGUCGAUUAAUGCAGCUUCAGACGACAAAUGUGAGACAGAGUUCCACAACAUCAUCCCAAGUGGCACUAAAAGCUUGAGAUCUGAAGCAAGCAAUGAGAAGAAGGUUUCAGCAUUCUCAAACUUAACUGAUACAAAUGUACAUUCCGAUGGUUCAGGCUGGCAAUCACAACAACAAAAUUCUUCGCCAAAAAAGCUGAGGAUCAUAAAAUCUGCCAAGGAAGCAAGGGAGUACCUUUCGAGGAAGCAUCAAACACCAGAGGUGAACCAAAAUGAUUAUGUGGGAAACAACAAAUGCACUGACAGUUCUAGUCUGGUACCCACUGCAAAUGUAGCAUCUGGUAGCACAAGUCCGGUAAUGGAUUUAACUGAAAAAGCACAUGAUCCUACCCCUAUAAGUGGAAUAGACGAUUUUUCAUAUCCAAUUGAAGAUUAUAGCAUGGGUAGUGAAACUGCAGAAGGAAAUGUGGAUACACUAGAUCAUUCAGAAACAUCCAGAAUAUCCUCUGGUCAAGACGUUAGUGUCUCUAACAACGUUGCACACAAUAUCCCAAAGACAAAAGAAAUAGAUAUUUGGACUCACCAGACUUGUAAUAGCGAAAGUGAUGCAUCAUCUUUUCUGGGCAACAUACAAGAUUCAAAAUCUAUGAAAGUUGAUGCAGCAGGCCAACUCAAGGCAAAAAAGGUGCCUGAAGAUACAGCAAAGAAGUCUGCAUUUGCUACUGCUAAUGAAGUUAAUGAUAUAAAGAAGGAGCUAGCUCCGUUAGUAAGGAAGGAAAACUGGAUGGAGAAGAAUUUCCAUGAAUUUGAGCCCAUUGUGGACAAGAUUGGAGCUGGCUUCAGAGAUAGUUAUCAGAUUGCAAAGGAGAAAGCAAGUCUAGAAUCUGGUUCAGAAACUGAUUUGGCGCAGCUUAAGUGUGAUGAUGCUGAAAGCGAACUUGAAUGGAUGAAGGAUGAAAGGCUUAGGGAGAUUGUAUUCAAAGUAAGGGAUAAUGAGCUGUCAGGAAGAGAUCCGUUUCAUCUUAUGGAUGAAGAAGAUAAAGCCACCUUCUUUAGUGGCCUCGAGAAGAAAGUCGAACAAGAAAACACAAAGUUGCUGAAGUUGCAUGAGUAUCUUCAUUCAAACAUUGAGAACCUUGAUUAUGGAACAGAUGGCAUUAGCGUGUAUGAUCCUCCUGAGAAAAUCAUACCUCGGUGGAAAAUCCCACCUGCAGAGAGGAACCCCGAGUUCCUUAACAACUUUGUGGAACAAAGGAAGGAACUUGUUACUGAAAGCCUUAAAAGCUCGUUUCUCUCGAGGAAAACUCCAAAAGAAGCUGUUAAUAAAUCAGAAAAACUAUCGUCCCUCGAGAAUGGUGCUGUAGCAGCAGAUAACUCUGAUCUACGGGCAGGAGUUCAGAAAGAUAAUUUAGAGUCUUCAAAGACCAUUAUAGAAGGUAGUGAUGGUUCUGUUAGGGCAGGCAAAAGAUCAGGAAAGGAGUUCUGGCAGCACACGAAGAAAUGGUCUGAAGGUUUUCUGGAGUCUUACAAUGCAGAAUCAGACCCGGAAGCCAAAGCUGCAAUGAGGGACAUAGGGAAAGAUUUGGACAGAUGGAUCACCGAGAAAGAAAUAAAGGAAGCAGCUGAGCUGAUGGAAAAACUCCCCGAAAAAGCAUUCAUUAAACAAAAGCUCAAUAAGGUGAGGAGGGAAAUGGAACUUUACGGGCCUCAAGCUGUUGUGAGCAAGUAUCGUGAAUAUGCUGAAGAAAAGGAAGAAGAUUACCUGUGGUGGCUAGAUCUUCCCCAUGUCCUGUGCAUUGAGUUGUACACUGUGGAGGAUGGGGAGGAGAGAGCGGGUUUGUAUUCAUUGGAGAUGGCUGCCGAUCUAGAACUGGAUCCGAAGCCAUAUCACGUGAUUGCUUUCGAGGAUGCUGGUGAGUGCAAGAAUCUUUGCUAUAUUAUACAAGCUAAGAUGGAAGUGCUUGGUAAUGGAAAUGCUUUCGUCGUUGCUAGACCGCCCAAGGAUGCUUACCGUGAAGCCAAAGCUAACGGAUUCAGUGUGACCGUCAUCAAGAAAGGGCAGCUGCAGCUCAACGUGGACCAAACGUUGGAAGAAGUGGAAGAGUCGAUAGCAGAGAUAGGAAGCAAGAUCUACCACGAUAGCAUCACCAAGGAGCGCUCCGUGGAUGUGAAGGGGUUGAUGAAGGGGGUGUUCGGCAUCACCAAACCUACCAACAGGAACAAGUCCAAGAGAAAAUCAAAAAGGCGAAUCAGGCAUUGAAGUGGCUUGCUUGCGUUAAGGUAUAAUUUGAGUCAUUGAGGAAGAUCAUUUAUUUGAUCAAAAGAGAACAAAGAAUGUGUACAAAACUUGCAUACAAAUAUUCCUUCCAAAAAUUAGAAGAAAAACCACAGAUUGAAAUGGCGCAUGAAUUUGUUUUUGUGCA